GCUGCCAACACCACGUUAUAUUAUUACAAACAACAAAAUAGUGGACGCUUCCUUGCGUUGGAUACGUGAACGUAAAAUAUGCUAGCUAGCUAGCGAUAGCUAGGUAACAUUAGCGACCUUCCUUGUGAAUGCAAACGUAGUUGCAGUAAUGUCAGUUUGCUAGGCAGGUUUGUCAUAUUAGCCAGCAUGCCCGGCCGUAUGUAAACGAGCGGAUCACAGCCUUUUUAGUUAACCAGAAGCAGCAGUGGUGCAUCUUUGCGUGUCUGUGCGAGUGUGUGACACAGACCAGGCAGGAUGGCAGAAGCACAUCAGGCUGUGGCCUUCCAGUUCACUGUCUCACCAGAGGGCAUCGACCUCCAGCUGAGCCAUGAGGCCCUCAGGCAGAUCUACCUCUCUGGCGUGUACUCCUGGAAGAAGAGGUUUGUUCGCUUCAAGAAUGGGGUCCUGACAGGUGUGUACCCAGGGAGCCCCACUGGCUUAAUGCUCGUGCUGGCAGGGCACAUAGGCAGAGCCAAGUAUUUCCAAGCAGAUCCUUCACUGGGCCUUUUCAGUCUCCUGGAGAACCACCUCCCUAUCAGCAGGUACAUGUCCCCUGAGACCCAGCAGCUGGUGGGGGGUGUGUUGGUGGGCACAGGCCUGUGGGUGGGGAUCUUCUUCGUCAUGAGGACGGGGCUGAAGGCGCUGCUCUCCUGGCACGGCUGGAUGCAUGUGGCACGGGGCACCAUACCUUUGAAAGUCCGCCUCUGGAUGGUUCUGGUGCGGCUCUUCUCUGGUCAACGCAACCCCAUGCUCUACGACUUCCAGACGUCUCUGCCGCGGUUGCCCUUGCCUUCUGUGAAGGACACCAUGAGAAGGUAUCUGGAGUCUGUGCGGCCCCUGUUGUCUGAUGAUGAGUAUUCGCGGAUGGAGGGAUUGUCCAAAGACUUUGAGAAGAAUCUGGGGCCACGUCUGCAGUGGUACCUGCGCCUCAAGGCCUGGUGGUCCACUAACUAUGUGAGUGAUUGGUGGGAGGAGUACAUCUACCUCAGAGGCCGGGGCCCCAUCAUGGUCAACAGCAACUACUAUGCAAUGGACUUCCUGUAUGUGUUCCCUACUCACCGGCAGGCAGCAAGGGCGGGAAAUGCCAUCCAUCUCAUCAUGCUGUACCGCAGGCAACUGGACCGCGCUCAGAUCAAACCGCUAAUGCUUCAAAACACCAUUCCCAUGUGUUCAUCCCAGUAUGAGCGAAUGUUCAACACCAGUCGUGUACCAGCAAGCCCAGACGGAGAUAUGCUGCAGCACCACACGAACAGCAAGCAUAUCGUGGUGUACCACAAGGGGCGCUAUUUCAAAGUCUGGAUGUUCUAUGAUGGCCGUCUGCUGAUGCCCAGAGAGAUCGAGCAGCAGAUGGAGUGCAUCCUGGCCGACGACUCUCCCCCCCAGGACGGAGAGGAGGAGCUGGCCGCUCUCACUGCCGGAGACAGGGUGCCAUGGGCCUGUGCUCGUGAUGCCUACUUCAGACAUGGACGCAACCGUCAGGCGUUAGAUGCCGUGGAAAAGGCUGCUUUCUUUGUCACCCUUGACGACACUGAGCAGCGUUAUGAUGCGGAGAAGCCACUGGAGUCAUUGGGCAACUACGCCAAGUCCCUUCUUCAUGGGAAGUGCCACGACAGGUGGUUUGAUAAGACCUUCAACCUGAUCGUCUUCAAGAAUGGAACUAUGGGACUGAACGCAGAGCACAGCUGGGCAGACGCUCCCAUCAUAGGACACCUGUGGGAGCAUGUGUUAUCCAGUGACCCCAUCAAACUGGGCUACACAGAAGAAGGACACUGCAAUGGCACCCCCCACGCCAACAUGCCUGGCCCCAUGCGUCUGCAGUGGAGCAUACCAACUGAGUGCCAGACCAUGAUCAGUAACUCUCUGGUGAGGGCCAAGGCGCUGGCUGAUGAUGUCGACAUCAUCAUCAUCCCGUUCCACGACUUUGGGAAGGGUCUGAUCAAGAAGUGCAGGACCAGCCCUGACGCCUUCAUUCAGAUAGCUCUGCAGCUGGCCCACUUUAGGGAUAAAGGGCGUUUCUGUCUGACGUAUGAGGCCUCCAUGACGCGCCUCUACAGGGAGGGCCGCACUGAGACUGUCCGCUCCUGCACCGUCGAAACCUGUGCCUUCGUCCGCGCCAUGAUCGACAACGAGCCUAAGGAGAAGAUGAUGCAGCUUCUGAAGCAGGCAGCAGAAAAGCACCAGCAGAAGUACCGUGAGGCCAUGACGGGGAAGGGCAUCGACCGCCACCUCUUCUGCCUCUACGUCGUCUCCAAAUACCUGGGCGAGGACUCCGACUUCCUUAAAGAGGUCCUGAGUCAGCCGUGGAGUCUCUCCACCAGUCAGACUCCACUGCAGCAGGUGGAUCUGUUUGACCUGGCCAAGUACCCUGAGUAUGUGUCCAGUGGAGGAGGCUUUGGACCGGUGGCAGAUAAUGGCUAUGGAGUGUCAUACGUGAUCAUUGGUGAGAACCUCAUCAACUUCCACAUCUCCAGCAAACAUUCAAGCGCGGAAACGGACUCCAAGCGGUUUGGCGACAACAUCAAGAAGGCCAUGUUGGACAUCCUGGGCCUGUUCAAUCUGGAAGCAAAGCCUCUUAAGUGAUACCCUCACCCUCACUCUCACUCUCUCGGCCAUUAAAACUGAUUUUAGACUGUGUUCAAAGUGUGCAAAACAAAGUGUUUGUGUGUGUGUGUGUGUAUGGGGGGGGUCGGAGAGACUGAAUAGGCUGAGCCGUGUGUUCUGGUGCCUUAUGGAGUGUGUUUAAUAUUUUAUGCUGUAAAUUAUAGGAAGUGACCCUUGACCUCAGAAGGCCCAUCUGAUCAGACAGGAAGCAGCAUGUACUGUCUACUAUCUGUUCUCUCUCUGGUUUCUUUUAGCUGCAGCACUGUUUUUUUUUCUUCAAGUAAGUAGAACGAAUGUUUCUUGCGCACGAACCCCUAAACCAACUCAGGCUCAGUGCACAUAGUAGCCUUAGCUUCAUCUCCAGCUCUUAACCAGCCCUCAAGAAAUAUGUGGUGCCACGCCAUACCGCCUCUCCGCCUUCACAUCACCUGCUGCAUAGCGCCACCCAGUGGUAGCCCACACUCAUCUCAGCUGGAGAUUAUGAGGUGUUGAAGUGGCCUGUACACGGGCCUGUGCUCUUUAACUGUCCUGUUCAGACUUGGCAGUGCAGGCGGUUUUUGGUACACUGCUUUCUGCCGCUCGGGCAGCUGACAACUCUGUUGGCAUCAGCGCCAUGCUUCAGGACAAGCUGCUGUUGAAGGCUACCCUUAGGCUGGUGGUAGCGCCCAUGCUAAGUUUAAGCUGCCUGCCAUGCUGGGCUGAAGUAUGACGGCCUGUGAAUGCAGGUCUGUUUGCCAGUGUUCGCCUUAGUAUUGCUGCAUUAUAAACCGCUCACAGCCCCUGUUCUAGCAUCAAGAAGUGACCUCAGGAGGUGGAUUGUUCUAGAAUUUUCUUCAGUGGCUUUUAUUUUAUGUUUCUCAAUAUUUAUUAUUGUGUCAGACAUUUCUGUGAAGUGAUUGAAUGCUUCAGGCUCUAUGAAAUUUUGUUUUGGCAUUAGAAGAUUGAAUACAAUGUAGUCACAUUUCUAUAGAUUUGUUUUUGUGUGUGUGUGUGUGUGUGUGUGUGUGUUUUUAGUCAUUUGUCAUGAAUGCUAUGUAUGCUUGAUAAUUAUUAUAUACCAAAAGAUAAUAAACAUGAAUGUCAAAACUGAAUUUACAGGUAUCUUAUCUACCAAGACAUAAUAAAAGUGAAUGCCGCAAA
This is a messenger RNA of Clupea harengus (Atlantic herring), 3780 nucleotides long. RefSeq names its product carnitine O-palmitoyltransferase 1, liver isoform-like. Gene Ontology annotation, cellular component: mitochondrion. The record is from RefSeq and is a predicted model, not a curated record. Gene Ontology annotation, molecular function: carnitine O-palmitoyltransferase activity. Gene Ontology annotation, biological process: carnitine metabolic process; fatty acid metabolic process. NCBI's taxonomy places the organism in Eukaryota, Metazoa, Chordata, Actinopteri, Clupeiformes, Clupeidae.